GUUCGCUUGUUGCCUGCUGAUUUGACCGAUCGUUGUCGGUGCGAACGUGAAUCAGUAUAUUUUGUUCGCACCAAGCAAUCGCAUCCAAUUUCGCAGUCUUCUCUCACACGUCGGAUACACAACAACGUCGCACACUUGCGCUGUCAAACAAAUGCAAAUGUGUGUGCGAGUUUGUUUGUAGGCAACAAAAAAAAAAGAAUCUACAGAAACUAUUAAAAUAAAAUAUUUGCAAUUUGUUUUUUUUUGUUAAGACCCCAAUCACUUAUCAGCAGGCAAUUUUUUUUUUACUGUAAUCUAUUCAAAAUCGUCCUCGAUCUUAUUUCCAUUGCGAUUUAAAACGUCAUAUAUACUGAUAAAAUAUUCGCCGAACUACAUUUUAUUGUGAAAUUCCAACAGAAUCUCACAUUUCUCGGGAAUACCGAGACGUAAUGAGUCAUAGGCACAUUUUAAACGCGUAUUAGAAGAAGUCAAAUUGUUUUAUUUUUCAUCGUUUCUACUUGCAUCAGCUGUUCAAGUGUUAUUAUCAUGGCGGGUCAACAGGAGGAACGAAACAACAACGACAAAGAUGAAAAGAUGCGACAGAUAUUUCUGGAUCGCAUGAAGCAAAUUUAUCUCGACCGAAAAAUGACGAAAGCCGAAUACAUGGAAUUUUAUACACUGAUCGUUGACUACUGUGUGAAGGGAAAGGAGUUGAAUGUGUGGAUUCACGCGAAAGAUAAUCAGGCAACAUGCGGAUACAAACGUAUUAAUACCAAAGUGAAAGAGUUCUUAGAUGAGCACAUCAAGGAAAUUUCAGCGAGAACACCCGAUUCUGACCAAGACGAAAUAUGCUUGGAAUAUUAUUGUGCCGAGUGGACCGAUUUCCAACGGUCAAGCAAAGUUCUGAAUGGUGCAUCGGCUUAUUUAAAUAAGCAACAUCAUAAGAAAGAUGCUGAUGCUGAAACGAUCGAACAGAUUGCAUUGCACACAUGGCGUGAUCAUCUGUUUACACAUCUGAAUCAAAAGGUUGCCAACGCAGCUCUACGGAUGUUGGAACGAAGCCGAGCUGGUGAGCGAAUCAAUUCGGCCGCAAUUCGAGCUGUCGUUGAAUCAUACAUUGAGCUCGGUAUUUUGGAAAGUUCAUCUGAUUCAGAGAGUACAACUGCACAUUUGACGGUAUACCGAGAGUUCGAGAAGCGUGUUCUUGAAGGUACCGAAAUUUUCUACAUCAAGGAAAGUGGUGCUUCCAUUGAAAAGUUUUACACUGAACAACAUUCAUUCGUCAAGUACAUGGACCAUGUGAAGAAGCGUAUUGACGAGGAAAUGAAGGACCGUAUUAAGCUACUCCAUGUCACAACCGAAGAGCCGUUGAUGGCAGUUCUUAGCGAUACAUUGAUUAAAAAGCACUUGGAGCUAUUUGACAUCGAAUUUCGGGUAAUGUUAUCAAAUGAAAAGAACGAGGACAUGGGUUUGAUGUGUUCAUUGGCCGUUAAGGCAGAUGUUGUAUUGAAACGAUUAAAUGCUAUCUUAGAAGAGCAUGUUACCAAAGAGGGUCUGGACAAACUGGAGAAAGGUGCCGAUGAAGCUGUUAAAGAUCCAAAAGUGUACAUUGAAACGAUAUUAUCGGUACACAAAAAGUAUCAGUCACUCGUACGCGAUCAGUUUAAAAAUGAGAUUGGCUUCGUGGCUGCACUUGACAAGGCCUGUAGCAAAUUCAUUAAUCAAAAUUCUGUGAUCACAAAAAGUGGAAACCCCAAUAAAAGUCCAGAAUUAUUGGCGGCUUACUGCCAUAUUUUGCUAAAGAAAUCGAAUAAAAAUUUGGAAGAAGCCGAACUGGAAGAUUCGCUCAAUCAAAUGUUGACUGUGUUCCGAUACAUCGAGGAUAAAGAUGUGUUCGAGGUGUUUUACAAGAAAAAAUUGGCCGAACGUUUGAUCGAGCAGUUAUCCGCCUCUGAUGAUGCCGAAGCAUCGAUGAUCUCCAAAAUGAAGCAUACAUGCGGUUACAACUACACAAACAAGCUACAGCGUAUGUACCAGGACAUUGCUGUGUCAAAGGACAUAAACGACAAAUUCCGUCAACGAAUCGCAUCGGGCGAACCACUCGACAUUGAUUUCCGCAUACAAGUUUUGACUCAUGGCUCGUGGCCAUUCACACAAAGCAUUACAUUAAUGCCACCGCCGGAGAUGGCAAAAGCAAUGGAACGAUUCACUGCUUACUACAAAAGCCAGCAAAAUGGACGUCAACUGAAUUGGCUGUACAAUCGAUCAAAGGGUGAAUUGCUUAUGAAAACCGAAAAACAGCGUUAUUUCAUCAAGGCCAACACAUUCCAAAUGGCCAUCUUGCUUCAAUUCAACGAACAAAUAACAUUCACCGCACAACAAAUCCACGACAACACGGGCAUCAACAAGCAUUAUCUGUACCAGAUGCUAGCGCUUUUGGUGGUGAAAAUGAAACUGUUGAAAAGCGCAGACAUGGCCAACAUAACGGACAGCUCGGUCAUUUCACUGAAUACAAAUUAUACUGGGCCAAAAUUGCGUUUCGACAUAUCGGGUGUGCGAAUGAAAUCCGAACAGGAGAGUGAUAGUAAAGCCACACACAAUGGCAUCGAAGAGGAUCGUCGUCAUUUGAUCGAGGCAGCCAUCGUUCGGGUCAUGAAAAUGCGGAAGACACUUAAGCAUCAAAUUCUCAUUGGAGAGGUAAUCGAGCAAUUGGCCGCCAAAUUCAAGCCGAAGAUUCCAGCAGUUAAGCGUUGCAUUGAUGCGUUGAUCGAGAAAGAGUACCUGGAACGUCAUUUAACGGAAAAAGAUACUUACAAUUAUUUGGCAUAAUUUUCGAAUCCAGUUGCCUUCAUCACUGUAGGGAAAACAUACUAACUCAUUGAAAUCAUACGAACAUUUACCUCGACAAACACAGCCAUCCAACGAAAUUGUGUCUUUUUUGCGAAGCCAAUUUUAUUUUUGUAUCAAAUUAUGACAAAGUUAAAAGAAGAUAUAACGUUUCCAAAACCGAAAACAAAAACUUACGCUUCGCUCUUAGACUUGGCGGUUUGAAAUGAUUUCGCAAAUACAUAAUACUACUUGUUAAUUGAUUCUUUAAAAAAAAAAAAUCGUUUAUAAAAAAAAAUUUUUAAUAAAAAAGAUGAUGAUGCAAAAAA
Sitodiplosis mosellana (orange wheat blossom midge) is the source of this 3134-nucleotide messenger RNA. Its product is annotated as cullin-1-like. Gene Ontology annotation, cellular component: SCF ubiquitin ligase complex. The coding region runs from base 526 to 2808 and encodes 760 amino acids. Gene Ontology annotation, molecular function: ubiquitin protein ligase binding. The transcript has 11 exons. Gene Ontology annotation, biological process: SCF-dependent proteasomal ubiquitin-dependent protein catabolic process; protein ubiquitination. The record is from RefSeq and is a predicted model, not a curated record. NCBI's taxonomy places the organism in Eukaryota, Metazoa, Arthropoda, Insecta, Diptera, Cecidomyiidae.